This is a messenger RNA of Durio zibethinus, 626 nucleotides long. RefSeq names its product centroradiali (gene ATC). The record is from RefSeq and is a predicted model, not a curated record. Gene Ontology annotation, biological process: vegetative to reproductive phase transition of meristem; negative regulation of flower development. Gene Ontology annotation, cellular component: cytoplasm; nucleus. Lineage: Eukaryota; Viridiplantae; Streptophyta; Magnoliopsida; Malvales; Malvaceae.
CACUCUUAUAACAACCAGUCUCCAUUCUUCAGUCUGAUCCACUCCCUGCCCCUGUUAUCUACUAAUCUCGGAUGGCAAAACUGUCAGAUCCUCUUGUUGUGGGGAGAGUGAUUGGAGAUGUUAUUGAUGCUAUCUCCCCAUCUGUGAAAAUGACUGUCACUUUCAACUUCAACAAGCAGGUAUAUAAUGGCCAUGAGUUAUUUCCGUCCUCAGUAACCAACAAGCCUAAGGUUGAGGUUCAUGGAGGUGAUAUGAGAUCCUUUUUCACCCUGGUAAUGACAGACCCAGAUGUUCCUGGUCCUAGUGACCCAUACCUGAAGGAGCACUUACACUGGAUAGUAACAGAUAUCCCCGGGACAACAGAUGCUACAUUUGGAAGGGAAGUGGUGAACUACGAAAUGCCGAGGCCAAACAUAGGGAUCCACAGGUUUGUGUUCCUCCUUUUCAAGCAGAAACGCAGGCAAACAGUGAUAAGCACACCAUCAUCACGGGAUCAUUUCAAUACCAGAAAGUUUGCAGAAGAAAACGAGCUGGGCCUUCCUGUUGCAGCUGUCUAUUUCAAUGCUCAAAGGGAAACAGCUGCAAGAAGACGCUAAAAUAAGUGGUGCAGAUGGAUCGUGAUGUUU